Messenger RNA from Musca vetustissima, 852 nucleotides. RefSeq names its product cuticle protein 16.5-like. The transcript has 3 exons. Bases 1 to 852 code for a protein of 283 amino acids. The record is from RefSeq and is a predicted model, not a curated record. NCBI's taxonomy places the organism in Eukaryota, Metazoa, Arthropoda, Insecta, Diptera, Muscidae.
AUGUUUAAAUUUAUCCUUGUUGUUGUGUUGGCUGUAAUUGCCAGUGCCGUUGCGGCUCCUGGUUAUGUGACUGGUGGUUUGGCACACAGCUAUUUGGGUGGUCAUGCCAUAGCUGCUGCUCCCGCCAUUUCGUAUGCUAAUACUUUUGCUGCUCCUACUAUUACUAAAAUUGCUGGUGCUCCAGCCAUCUCAUAUGCUGCUCCACUGACUAAUGUUGGUUAUGCUGCACCAGCCUUGGGUUUAGGCUAUGGUCAUAAUUUGGCUUAUGGUGGCUUGGGACAUGUAAUUGUGUCCUUAGCACUUGUUGCCAGCGCCGCUGCAACUCCAGGUUAUUUGGGUGGACUUGAUCACGGAUAUUUGGGUGGUCCUGAAUAUGCCGCCGCCCCAGCCAUUUCGUAUGCUGCCCCAAGCUAUACGAAAAUUGCUGCCGCCCCUGCAAUUUCAUAUGCAGCUCCGGCCUACACAAAAAUUGCUGCCGCCCCUACAAUUUCAUAUGCUGCACCAGCCAUAACUAAAUAUGCUGCCGCUCCAGCUAUAUCUUAUGCUGCUCCAGCCAUUACCAAAUACGCUGCGGCUCCUGCUAUCUCUUAUGCUGCACCAGCUAUUUCAUAUUCCGCUCCCGCUAUAACUAAAUAUGCUGCCGCUCCUGCUAUUUCAUAUGCAGCUCCUGCUAUAACUAAGUAUGCCGCAGCCCCUGCUAUUUCAUAUGCUGCACCAGCCAUCACUAAAUACGCUGCCGCUCCUGCUAUAUCCUAUGCAGCUCCUGUUGCUAAAUUAGGUUAUGCUGCACCCGCCUUAGGUUAUGGUCAUGGUUUGGCCUAUGGUGGUUUGGGUUAUGGUCAUGGUUGGUAA